Neurospora hispaniola is the source of this 234-nucleotide messenger RNA. RefSeq lists its product as uncharacterized. The transcript is spliced from 2 exons. NCBI's taxonomy places the organism in Eukaryota, Fungi, Ascomycota, Sordariomycetes, Sordariales, Sordariaceae. The record is from RefSeq and is a predicted model, not a curated record. Bases 1 to 234 code for a protein of 77 amino acids.
AUGUUACCAGCAGAUCGUGCGGGUAUGGAGUGGUUGCUCAAGCGCGGUCGCGGUUUGCUCCCCUAUUGUCUGGUCGGCUAUAUUCUUGAUGGUGUCCAGCCAGCUGUCCGUCUAGGCUUACGACUGACCGAUGGAGGAAAAGCUGCAGUCAAAGUGAGAGCAGCAAAGAAGAUGCUGCCUCAGUGCGCCGCCAUGUCAGCGUGGCCAAUCAUGGCCGACGAUAAUAGCAGCUAG